UCCUAGGAACAUGUAAAGACACGGACAAAAUUCAACACUCCGAAAAACCGACAAAACAUCAACACAAUAAUGCAACUUCUACACAAACACCAACCGACAAUACUGUUGCGCGAAAUGGCCCAAUCUGCCCGAGAAGGAUCGGCGCAUAACUUCGAAGUUAAAGAGAAAGGAUCAUCCAACGCAUCUCUUAUGCUGAUGAAUCCAGUAGCGAGCGGUGAUAACAUGACGAUCAAUUUGAACACACAAAAAAUUAAAGAAGAUCUACCACCGCUUGUACCAUGCUGUGAAGGAAGAGAACUACAGAUAAACGAGGAUAUAUUUGACAAUUGUCUGUCAGCGAUAUCCGUGAAGCACGACGACAAUGUUAUCCAUUCCGCUAGCAUGUCUUGUGCCUGUGAGCGAAUGCAGGUGCCACCAGGAAUUGUCAAGCAUCGCAAUUCGUUCCGAAGCUUGCACAGACCGGACUUGAAGCGGGUGCCGUACCUUCGUCGGAUGACGGCAGAAGAAUUGGAAACUCUAUUCCUUGGUUAUGCUGAUAUACACAAUCGUAUCACCGGCAAGAACGAUAUCAAACUGGGUUCGCGAACUACACCACAGCCAGAUACGAAGGAUGUUAGGAGAAAGGACGAACUGAAAUCUACGGCUGUUCCAGACGAGGGUACGCUACAUCCGAUUCCUGAGAUCCAUUCAGGAGUUAAUGAGAUCCCGGCGGGGAUGAGACUACAUGGAGCGAGGGCCCGGCUCUACACCUCUGUGCUUUCCGGAGCUAAGGCUGGCGAUCAACUAGAAAGUCUAUCGGCUAACGAGCAGUUCGAGAAUGGCGUCUUGGACAACUCUCUCCAUGAAGACGAGGUACAGCUGAAUGAAGAACUACAGAUUAUAUUGCCGCCCCGAUGUGAUGACGUCGCCGACCCUUCAAAUACCAACUCUGCGUUUAAUUAAAUAUCCAAAUACAUUGCCAAAACAUUACCUUUUGCCACGAUACCAUGUAGUUAAUGAAGUCGCUAAAACUACAAAAGAAAGCGAAAAAAUUGUUGACUACAUUAAGCCUGUACACUUAUUGGCUACUAAAUGAUUUUAUAAACAGGGUGUAGGGUUGCAUAUUUGGAGAAAUAAAAGAUUAUUCAUGUGAA
Leptidea sinapis is the source of this 1133-nucleotide messenger RNA. RefSeq lists its product as uncharacterized. The transcript has 6 exons. Lineage: Eukaryota; Metazoa; Arthropoda; Insecta; Lepidoptera; Pieridae. The record is from RefSeq and is a predicted model, not a curated record. Bases 70 to 942 code for a protein of 290 amino acids.